CACACUGAACAGGGGACGGGAGAAAAUCUCCAAACGCAGCAAAGCCCCCCGCGUCUCCGGCCCUCCUCCACCUCGCCGCGCGCAGCAACGAGCCUCCAGCUCCACUCCACCCUAGGGUUUUCGGCGGCGAUGGCGGGCAAGGGAGGGAAGGGUCUGCUGGCCGCCAAGACGACGGCGGCCAAGAGCACCGACAAGGAUAAGGACAGGAAGAAGGCCCCCGUGUCCCGUUCCUCCCGCGCCGGCCUCCAGUUCCCGGUGGGCCGCAUCCACCGCCAGCUCAAGUCGCGUGCCUCCGCGCACGGCCGCGUCGGCGCCACCGCCGCUGUCUACUCCGCCGCCAUCCUCGAGUACCUCACCGCCGAGGUCCUCGAGCUAGCCGGCAACGCCAGCAAGGACCUCAAGGUGAAGCGUAUCACCCCGCGCCACCUGCAGCUCGCCAUCCGCGGGGACGAGGAGCUUGACACCCUCAUCAAGGGCACCAUCGCUGGCGGUGGUGUCAUUCCACACAUCCACAAGUCGCUCAUCAACAAGACCGCCAAGGAGUGAAGGAGGGCACCCCCCGUGCUGCUGCUUCCGCCUGACUACAGUCCAUCUAGUUGUGUACUUGUGCUAUGUUAAUUUAAGUGUCUGUUGUCACAGUCGGUGUAAGCUCAUCGUGUUUACCUGUACUUCUAUGCUGUUAAUUUAAGUUUUCUUCUGCUGGACAUGUUCUUGUUCCUGGGAGCAUUCAUGUGAAAUUCUCUUGUGCCUAUGCUUAAGUUUCUGAAGUUCUAAAUUCUAGUGGUUAAAUUGUUCA
This is a messenger RNA of Sorghum bicolor (sorghum), 796 nucleotides long. Its product is annotated as probable histone H2A variant 1. Gene Ontology annotation, molecular function: structural constituent of chromatin; protein heterodimerization activity; DNA binding. The transcript is spliced from 2 exons. Lineage: Eukaryota; Viridiplantae; Streptophyta; Magnoliopsida; Poales; Poaceae. Gene Ontology annotation, cellular component: nucleosome. Bases 130 to 546 code for a protein of 138 amino acids. The record is from RefSeq and is a predicted model, not a curated record.